Ilyonectria robusta is the source of this 1151-nucleotide messenger RNA. RefSeq lists its product as uncharacterized. Gene Ontology annotation, molecular function: IgE binding. The coding region runs from base 337 to 1113 and encodes 258 amino acids. The record is from RefSeq and is a predicted model, not a curated record. Gene Ontology annotation, cellular component: extracellular region. The transcript is spliced from 2 exons. Lineage: Eukaryota; Fungi; Ascomycota; Sordariomycetes; Hypocreales; Nectriaceae.
GGGCAGUCUGCCCCCACCCAAGUGCACACACGUAGCAGAAUCGUCAAAUGAGCGGCCACCCUUGGACAAUGUUGAUAGCAUUCCGAUUGAGCAUACAGCAUAUCACUCAAGUUACUUGAGUCACCAUGCGGAAAGAUCGCCGCCUAUUUCAGGGCCAUUCCCCCCUCCUUGAGGACAGCCUUCCAAUUUCCCCUCAAGUGCUCCGAAUAGCAGCUAAGUUGAAACAGGUCCAUUAGUCUAUUACCUUCACCGUCCUCGACAGCCUACUCUUGCUUUUGGGGUAUUAAGGCAAGAUUCACCAAGCGCUUACGAGAAAACACUGAGAAACUUUUGCGAAUGAAGCUCUUUGACAUCUUCCAUACGUUUGGCAGCCACCUCGGUGUCAUCGCGCAUUGCGCAACGCGCGACCACGAAGGACCUAAUCGGUCUUCUAGAGAGUUUGCCAUACCUAUGCUCAGCCCGCGGAACUUCGCCAGGGAAGCUUCUCCUCAAUUCUGCAAAGGGAAAUCUUAUGAGAAACGAGCCACAGCCAGCGACAUCUCAUACAAGGGCAACAUCGGUAUUGACGGCAACUACGGGUGCAACCUCAUGUUAGUUCAGAAUCACCUCGCGACUCUGUACGAUUACACCGUCACCUUUACCAAUGGUGCCGGGUUAGCCCAGAGAUGUGUUUGCUGGUUGAAAAUCGGUCCACAUGAAGGAAUCAACGGGUUCUUCCAGGGAAACCAAGUCCUCGAAUUCAGCCUCCCUGGUCAUAGCAGACAGGUUCUUGCCAUUGACACAGACUCACAAGGUGGCUGCGCCUGUGGCAACCCAAGGGUCCCAGUCACUGCGUAUGGACAGUUUGCGUCUUCAUGGUUGGAGUUUGACAUAGCUAACGCUGCUAAUGGCGGUUGGUCUGGAGCCGAUGCGUCUUGCUUGGUGUCUGCUUUUUACGGUCUCGAUAUCCCAGGCCUCCAAGUCUGCAGUUAUGAUGUGUGCUCUACCGUCAAUCCCGGCGGCACUGGCACUAAUGCCUACAUUGGUGGCAUGGAGAACGAGGAUGGAAUUGGCCUUAACAUACCACCGGGGCAAGUCCAAUUGGUUGUAACUGUUGGGUAUGGUGGUGGUUAAGUAACACUGACACUAUGGAGUUUAACUUUGACGGGCAC